This is a messenger RNA of Paraphaeosphaeria sporulosa, 3092 nucleotides long. Its product is annotated as PSP1-domain-containing protein. Gene Ontology annotation, cellular component: cytoplasm. The record is from RefSeq and is a predicted model, not a curated record. NCBI's taxonomy places the organism in Eukaryota, Fungi, Ascomycota, Dothideomycetes, Pleosporales, Didymosphaeriaceae. The transcript is spliced from 3 exons. The coding region runs from base 175 to 2736 and encodes 853 amino acids.
GUGAACAUUACUUGGCGACAUAGACCCAAGUAGCCUUUACCUCUUACCAACAUCCACCUAUCAUUCCUUCGAACGAACACAGCGUGCGGCCUAUACCUCCUACAGUGAACAAGUCGUGGACGUGAAUAGACAAUAUUCCUAGGAAUCGUAAGACGGCUAAGAUAACUCGACAAGAUGGCUUCAACCCCAUUUAAGAACAGUCUUACUGUCGGUGGCUCGCCUUUCGACAAGGCUAAAUUGCAAAUGCGACGGCCUACACCGGACAGUGACGUCCUCGCCUCGAGCGAUGACGACCACGAGGUCGUCGCCCCUCCGCCCACUCGACCAACUGGUGCUCCAUUCCCAACGGCGCGCCGUCCCUCGUGGAUGGCCCAGGACCUCCCGAACCGAAAGAACUCGCUACCUUCCGUGUCACUGGGCUCGCAGCCGGGGACACCAUCCCUGUCAUUAGACAGUCCGUCGAGGGCUCCGACCUUUUGGAAUACAAACAGCUUCACCGCUGCUUCCUCGGCCAAUCGCCUAAAGGAAGUGCUCCCCUCGCCCACCUCCGCCCAAGGUCCUGUGGACAAGCCGUUCGGUGCGCCGCCUCAAUCGGAGACGGAUGACACGGUCGGCUUCCUCUUGAACCAGCACACUGUUCGGAAGGCAGUUCGCUCUCAAUCAUACAGUGUCGGUCAAGGAGAGAUUGGGAACCCGGCCUCUCACCUGCGAUCAGCUCUGCGACACCGGCCGUCCAAGCCGAGCCUGCUGGCAACAAACGAAACAGCUGUCGGCCUGGGUCAACUCCGCGAAGACGAGAACGACGAGCUUGAUUCAUCGAACGGCUCACAACACGGUGUUCCACUGCACCCCGACUUCUACCAGCAAGAGACCCGCCCAUCAAAGGCAAUGGUGACGAAGCAAGUCACGAUCAUUGCGCCGCCUGCCCGACGGCUCUCUCACAGCAUGCGAAGCAUGACCCAGAACGACGCAGACGACGUCGCUGAGUCCGCUUACGAUACCCGCGUCAUGCCACUCACCCGGCGAUACAGCGAGCACGUAGGCACACUAGCACAGGCAGAUGACUUCGCACAGAGCCAUGAACCCCAUGGCUGGGGCGGCUCUGUGCCUCGAUUCAACACAGACGCUUUGAGCCGUCGGCACUCGAUUGCACACUAUGGCAGCAAUCUUGCUUCGACAUUCUCUCAGACAACGCUCGGAAAUACACAGGAGGAAGAGGAAGAGGCAUCCCCUCUUGAGACCGUGCUCCCAGUCCUUCCCCCAGCACAGAACGAUCCGAAGUGGAGCACCUUGGAUUACUUCAGCGGCUUUGGUCCUGCGGCUCGAACGAUCAACUCUUCCGCUAUAUCUGCGGCACACCCUGCUCCCACUGUCAACCACCCUCCACCUCCUCCGAACGCGUACGCCAACCCAAGCGGCUAUGGCCGACCCGGUCGACGGAUCUACGUGGUCCAGUUCAAGUGUUCGCGCUCGGACAUCUAUUACCUCUACGAGAAUACGGGCCUGGAGAUUCGUGUUGGUGAUCUGGUGAUCGUCGAAGGUGACCGUGGCCACGACCUUGGUCAAGUCACUCACGCCGACGUGACCAUGGACGAUGCCAAGCGACUGAAGAACGAGGCGAACGAGGACCACUUCCGCUGGUUGGUCAUGUUCUCGCAGUACUCUGUCGCCGGCGCCUCCGCAAAGAAUGCUAUGCUCGGUGCUCUGUUCCGCGCACACGAGGUUCCGAAGACUGGCAACCGUCCGCAGCUCACCGGCAUGGGCGUUCAACAAGAUCCAGAGAACAAGCCGCGCAUGAUUCGCCGUUUGGCCCAGACACAUGAGAUCCUCCAACUUCGCGACAAGGAAGGAGAAGAGGCUCGAGCCAAACGAAUGGCUACCGACAAAGCCUUAGACCAUAACCUGCCGAUGGAGAUCCUAGACGCAGAAUUCCAGUGGGAUCACCACAAGAUCUCAUUCUUCUACUACGCCGAGUCCUACGUGGACUUCAAGAUCUUGGUGACGGACCUGUUCAAGCACUAUAAGAUCCGGAUAUGGAUGUCCGCUGUGAACCCAGCGUCUGUUGUCAACCCGGCCGGUAUGCAAAUCAAGCCGCCCUCCGCGAUUGGUCCUGGCGCUAUCGUGCCAAAUAACGCCCCGAACGCCUCUCUGUCGGUUGGCCCUCUGUUCGGGAACAACUCUUACCGCCCCAACGAGCAGUAUGGAAACCGCGAUCGGUCUACCAACCCGCAGGGGUCCUUCGGCGCGAACAACUUCGGUCCCUUCUCUCACCAGCUGUCUGGAUUCCCCGUGCAGAACCCCUACCAGAUGCAGCAAUGGGGCCAGCAGUUCUUAAACGCCGGCAUGUACAGCCGGUACGACCCCAACGCUACCGCAGAUCGGAGCCCGAUGAACAUGGGCGGAUGGUUUCCGCCUGCGACGUACUCUGCAUCCCCGGCGUUCAACCAGGCUUCCAGCAAUGCCUCUUUCCGAGGAGGAUACCCGGCUUCCUCGGCCAACAAUCCGUAUGCUGCGUCGACUGCGGUAGCUGCAAGUGCCUACAGCACUGCAUUCAAUGCACAGGCCGGCUUCCCGCCUUCCUCAGCAACUGGAGCUGCUCCAUUUGUCGGUUUUGAUCCCGACAUGAUGGCUGCUAUGGCAAGCUUGAACCUUGGUGGAGCCGGAAGCCCUGCUAGAAACACUGACAACAACAACGGUGGCAACAACGGUGCGAACAGCGGUUCUGGCACCAAUUAGCUGGACCUUGGCUUUCUUCAUGGUAUGGUGCUUAUGUUUGUUUUCUCUUCUCUUUCUUUUCGUUUUGAAGUGCUGCCUCAUGGUUUGAGGCAUACAAUAUGGGCUGAUGAAGCUUUGAUUUGACGGUGGUUUCAUAUCUGAAGGCGAUUUCCUCUUGCCUGCCAUUCUGGCAUAUGGAGGACUUAUGAAGGCUUUAGGUCUGACUUGCAUUUGCUUUUCCUUGUUCAUCUUUCUCAUCUCUAGGGUAUGUAGCGUGGAAGACAAGAAAUUCUCUUCUUCAUGCAUGCUGGGAUGGGAAAGCAAAAUGUUUCUUUUUUUUUCCUAGAAAAGAAAUUGACCUUUGGUCACCAUUCGAU